Messenger RNA from Suhomyces tanzawaensis NRRL Y-17324, 324 nucleotides. RefSeq lists its product as uncharacterized. The transcript has a single exon. The record is from RefSeq and is a predicted model, not a curated record. Lineage: Eukaryota; Fungi; Ascomycota; Pichiomycetes; Serinales; Debaryomycetaceae. The coding region runs from base 1 to 324 and encodes 107 amino acids.
AUGCCUGAUUUGUUUGACAAUUUCUUUGGCAAGAUCAACACCAAGCUCAACGGUGGCAAGACAAACACCCACUACGGUGCCUCCUCCCAGGUGAAUACCGGCAAGUUCUACAGCUACCACACCAACGGAACCAAUAACAACUACUGGCUUCCUCGCAAGGACAUGGGAGGCAAACCCACAGACACAAGUCCUGCCAAGGUGUCUGUGGUUCACGAGGACACAGCCAUCAAGCCCCGGAUGAACAGUAUGGCAUCGAUGUCGUCGGAGUCUGAAGACGGAGGCAGGUCCCGGUUCAAUAGCGUCUCGUCUGAGUCCGAGAAGUGA